AUGCAGGGCCUGGCGCGGGCGCUGAGGCGGGCGGCGGGGCCCGGGGGGCUCCCGGCGGGGCCCGGGGGGCUCCCGGCGCCGCGGGGACGGGCCGGAGCGCGGCCCUGGGGCUGGGGGCUGGCGCUGGGGCUGGCGCUGGGAGUGAGGGUGCCGGCGGGCUGCGAGGCUGACGGCGGGGAGGAGGCGGCGGGGAAAGCGCUGCCGCCCCCUCGGGGCUUCGGCGCGGCCAUCGAGAGGAGCAGGGACCUGCUGCGGAGGAUUAAGGAUGAAGCAGGAAUCCCAGGUAUACUAGUUGGAGUUUCUGUCGAUGGAAAGGAAGUCUGGUCAGAAGGUUUGGGUUAUGCUGAUGUGGAGAAUCGUGUGAUGUGUAAGCCAGAGACAAUCAUGCGAAUUGCCAGCAUUAGCAAGUGUCUUACAAUGAUGGCUGUUGCUAAACUGUGGGAAGAGGGCAAACUGGAUUUAGAUGCUCCAGUGCAGAAAUAUGUCCCUGAAUUUCCAGAAAAAGUCUACGAGGGUGAAAAGGUUGCUAUUACUACAAGGCUGUUAGUUUCACACUUGAGUGGGAUUCGUCACUAUGAAAAAGAUAUUGCAAAAGUAAGGGAAGAAAAGGAAAAGGCAAACAGAUCAUUUAAACGAGCUAAACCCUAUCAGGAUAAGGAACAAAAAGAAGGCCAAGAGACUGUAAAAACUGACAGUGACAAGCCAAGGAAAGAACAUGAAGGCGAGGCAAAAAGCUUAAGUUCAAAACCUGGCAGGAGAGACAAGGAAUUUGAGCAAGAAGAGUAUUAUUUGAAGGAAAAAUUUGGAAGUGUGAUUGAAUCACUGAAGAUAUUUAAAAAUGAUCCUUUAUUCUUUAAACCAGGUAGUCAGUUCUUGUAUUCGACUUAUGGCUUUACUCUCUUAAGUGCUGUUGUGGAGAGAGUUUCAGGACAAAAAUUUACAGAUUAUAUGCUAAAAAUGUUUCGUGAUUUGGAUAUGCUGUCAACUGUACUAGAUGACAAUGAAGCAAUGAUAUAUAACAGAGCAAGGUGUUAUGUUUACAACAAAAAGGGACGGCUGGUAAAUGCACCGUAUGUGGACAACUCUUACAAAUGGGCUGGUGGUGGCUUUCUGUCGUCAGUAGGUGACCUUCUUAAAUUUGGAAAUGCCUUGUUAUACAGCUACCAAGUUGGACAGUUCAAAGACACUAACAGCAAACUCCUUCCUGGGUACCUCAAACCAGGCACAGUCGCAAUGAUGUGGACCCCGGUGCCAAAAACAGAAGUGUCGUGGGAUAGGGAUGGUAAAUAUGCAAUGGCUUGGGCUGUAGUAGAGAAAAAACAGCAAUGUGGCUGUUGCAGGAAGCAGAGACACUAUGCAUCUCACACGGGUGGUGCCGUGGGGGCAAGUAGUGUCCUCCUCAUUCUUCCUGAAGAGCUGGACUCCGAAGCUAUAGAUACCGGGCUAGUGGCACCACCUAGAGGAGUCAUUGUUAGUAUUAUCUGUAAUAUGCAAUCUGUUUCACUCAACAGCACUGCCUUAAAGAUUGCAAGGGAAUUUGAUAAACAGAAGUGGGCACAAUAUAUAGAUUAAAAAAAGAUGACACAAGUAACUGAACUCGCUGUACUGAAACACAACAAAUAAACGGAGAAGGGGGUAACUGGGCUUCGAGAUCACUAAGAAUAUGUGAGGAAAAAGCAUAAAAAAUUCAUUUAAUUAACUUCUGUGAGUGGUGCUAAAUUUAUGUGUAACUGAAAUUAAUCUCUCAGGGAAGCUCCUAACUUAAAGAAAAGGAAAAUAUAAGUAGAGAUUUACUUCUUAUAGUACCUGUAUAAGUUAGCAUUAUAUUAGCAGGUGUUUUCCUCAUCUAGUCAAGCACUUGACCAAGAUUUAAAAAACUAGCAUUGGUUUAUUGCACUGAGAAAUACAGCAACAAAUUACCUACCUUAAAUGUUAAACCUUUGAAAAAUUUCACAUCUUUAUUUGAGCAUGUGAAGAUAUGUAGUAUGUUAUUUUCACAGUUCCAGUUGGCCAAAACAGUUCAGUAUUUAAAGAAAAAUGGUUUUACUUGUGUUUUUUUAUAUUUUCACACAGCGCUUUUCUUACUUGCUGAGAAAGCAAAAAAAACCCCAACAAAACGCAAAUCUUGAAGCUACCUCCAGAAUGUAGAUUAUGCCAGAAGUAAGCUUUUGUCAGAGCUGUGGAUUGUUAACAAUUAAAAAAGAAUGAAGCUUAGAGUAAUGUAAGUGAAAAUCUCUUGUUAUUUAGAUGUCCUCCCUUCCGUUUUUCUUGGACACAGUGAAUGUGUGAGACUAGUUUACUGUGAAAUAAGGGUAUUAUCCACAUUUGUGCCCCAAUAGCACAACAUGGUGAGCUGUCAAACUGUCUCGUUGUUUUUGACUGAUACCCAUGCCAACUUUCCAAACCAGAAAUUGCACUUUAUCAUGUAAUGUAGAGAUGUCUUUAGAUACAGGAACAAGAAGUUGUGAUAGAGUUCCAAAGAAAGUUCACUAUAGAAAUACCAUAACAUAGGAAUAUGUUUAGUUUUAUAUAUUCCAUAGUGGUAUGGAAGAUAUCCAUGAUCUCCAAAAUGUACCGCCACCCCAGUUCCCUUGCAGUUACAUCAGACAGUAUUUCCAGGCUGAGACAAAACAAAAUAUCCUUCAGGAAAGGUUUGAAUACUUCCACAUCCCUGCACUGUUUAGCAGCUCUGCUUCUCUGAAGUUAAGGAGCAAGAUGUCUUGGAGAACAGCUAGCAGAAGAUUGCUUUACCUGCCUCUUUCCCAAGUUAGUGCUUUUAGUGUUAAUAGUUAUUUGCCUGGUCAAACAACAUACUGUCAUCUCUGUUCCCAGUAUGCCUGUGAUAACAUUUAUUACCUAAGGCUGACAAACCAAGAAAUUUAACAUUUUGAGGUAUCAGUGUUGUUACCUACAUUUUUAAUUGGAUGUAGUAGGACUGGUUUAGUACUCUUCAUAAUUAUAGUCAUUCGUGUGCCUUAAACCAGUAAAAGCUUACACCUCAACUAUUUGCUUGGGUUUUCUGGCCCACUCACUGAAACUUCACUUUUUUAUUAAUUAAUAACGGGUUGUCUUUAUCUCCAGGUUAUCAAAUCUGUAGAGACAACAGAGAGACCCUUUCUGAACAAACCAAUUUGGUCAGGCAAUAAAUUAUCUACUCUUCCACUCAAGUCUCUGAUACUGUCCCAACAGUUCCAACACAGAAGUACUGGAGCUGAUAAUCUUCUUCAACAGCAACUCUUUUUUUUUUUUCCAGUCUUGAGCACCAACUAGCUGGGUAAACAUGCAGCAGCAGAAGUAAUUGCCCAUUUUACACAGGGAAAAAGAGUAAGUUAGUUCUGACUUGUUUUUAUGUUGGAGAAUAUAUGAGUAGAAAUAGACCAAAUGCAAUGUGUUAAAUGCAGAAAAUCUGAAAAGCAACAGUUAUUUUAGGAUUUAGAACAUGUUUUCUUGUAUGAUGGUUUUGCAAAUGGCAUUUCUUGUUCUUGAAAACCAUUCUGCAUCCUUGAGAGAAAACAAGUUUCACUCCCUGACUGCUGUUUGGGUUUAGACAAAAUUAUGAAUGUAGGUGUAGGUUCACCUGCCUGCAUAUGACAUAUAUGUCUGCAUAUGACCAAACAUUAAUAAAUUAAAUAUUUGAAGCAUAUCUGAAAAUGAAUAAUGGUCAGAAGUGUCUAAGGCAUUUCUAACACCAAGAAAUUAAUGACAGUGUCUCACUCCCCUAACAGAACACAUUUAGCACCAAUUUAUUACAUGCAUACCUUGUGUUCUUUAUAAUGGGUCUCCUGUAACUUAAUGCUUUUAAAAACAGCCUCUGCAGUCACAUGUAUAGUAUUGGAGAUACUAUGAUGUCUAAAUUUCAUCUUCCAGUACCUGGAACAAAAUGGGUCACUGACUUUUUCUGAUUUGGUACUUACUUAAUCAUGAGUUCUGAUCUUUUAGGGUGGAGGAAGAGAAGGCAGAGAUACAGGAGACUAGGAAUCAGUCUGGCCUUAGCACAGGGAUUUGAGGUUACAAGUGCUACUUUGAUCUAUGUUCUGAAACCAGUUAUUUGGUGGAGUGGCAUGAAGUGUGGGAAACUGAUCAGUUAAGGGCAGCUUUCAUAAUAAACUUGCUCUUGCUCUUAGAUUGACCUUUAUUGUGAAAACACAGUAUGGGACUAACAUAAACUGUACUUUUCUUAAAAGGCAUGUAUACUAAAUUGGUGCAUCUAUUUCUGUACCAAACACCUACUUUUUGCAUCUGGUAAUUAUAAGAAUUCACUGCUUGAAUUAACUGAAAUAAAACUUAUCUUGUAAAUGUAACAAACUAUAA
Molecule: messenger RNA, 4311 nt
Organism: Apus apus (common swift)
Lineage: Eukaryota; Metazoa; Chordata; Aves; Apodiformes; Apodidae
Gene: LACTB
Product: lactamase beta
Exons: 6
Coding region: 1-1572 (523 amino acids)
Source: RefSeq, a predicted model, not a curated record